Messenger RNA from Anopheles funestus (African malaria mosquito), 3023 nucleotides. RefSeq lists its product as uncharacterized. The transcript is spliced from 2 exons. Lineage: Eukaryota; Metazoa; Arthropoda; Insecta; Diptera; Culicidae. The coding region runs from base 79 to 1095 and encodes 338 amino acids. The record is from RefSeq and is a predicted model, not a curated record.
UGGAAAAAGUUAUUCGAGGUACAAAGACUUAACAUUUUCUCAACUUUUCCAAAAAAAUUCCUCAUUUUGCCACUUUGGAUGCUUAUAACUCGGUCAGUUUCCAAUGGAUCUUCAAUUGCAGCACAUAUUUGGAUAGAUCUGGUCAUUAGCUACCAAAAGUUAUUCUACGCCGAUGUGCUAAGUUGUCUGUGGAAAAAGUUAUUCGAGGUACAAAGACUUAACAUUUUCUCAACUUUUCCAAAAAAAUUCCUCAUUUUGCCACUUUGGAUGCUUAUAACUCGGUCAGUUUCCAAUGGAUCUUCAAUUGUAGCACAUAUUUGGAUAGAUCUGGUCAUUAGCUACCAAAAGUUAUUGUACGCCGAUGUGCUAAGUUGUCUGUGGAAAAAGUUAUUCGAGGUACAAAGACUUAAAAUUUUCUCAAUUUUUCCUAAAAAAUUCCUCAUUUUGCCACUUUGGAUGCUUAUAACUCGGUCAGUUUCCAAUGGAUCUUCAAUUGUAACACCGAUUUGGAAAGAUCUGCUCAUCAGCUACCAAAAGUUAUUCUACGCCGAUGUGCUAAGUUGUCUGUGGAAAAAGUUAUUCGAGGUACAAAGACCUAAAAUUUUCUCAAUUUUUCCUAAAAAAUUCCUCAUUUUGCCACUUUGGAUGCUUAUAACUCGGUCAGUUUCCAAUGGAUCUUCAAUUGUAGCACAUAUUUGGAUAGAUCUGGUCAUUAGCUACCAAAAGUUAUUCUACGCCGAUGUGCUAAGUUGUCUGUGGAAAAAGUUAUUUGAGGUACAAAGACUUAACAUUUUCUCAACUUUUCCAAAAAAAUUCCUCAUUUUGCCACUUUGGGUGCUUAUAACUCGGUCAGUUUCCAAUGGAUCUUCAAUUGUAGCACAUAUUUGGAAAGAUCUGCUCAUCAGCUACCAAAAGUUAUUCUACGCCGAUGUGCUAAGUUGUCUGUGGAAAAAGUUAUUCGAGGUACAAAGACUUAACAUUUUCUCAACUUUUCCAAAAAAAAUUCCUCAUUUUGCCACUUUGGAUGCUUAUAACUCUGUCAGUUUCCAAUGGAUCUUCAAUUGUAGCACAUAUUUGGAUAGAUCUGAUCAUUAGCUACCAAAAGUUAUUCUACGCCGAUGUGCUAAGUUGUCUGUGGAAAAAGUUAUUCGAGGUACAAAGACUUAACAUUUUCUCAACUUUUCCAAAAAAAUUCCUCAUUUUGCCACUUUGGAUGCUUAUAACUCGGUCAGUUUCCAAUGGAUCUUCAAUUGUAGCACAUAUUUGGUUAGAUCUGGUCAUUAGCUACCAAAAGUUAUUCUACGCCGAUGUGCUAAGUUGUCUGUGGAAAAAGUUAUUCGAGGUACAAAGACUUAACAUUUUCUCAACUUUUCCAAAAAAUUCCUCAUUUUGCCACUUUGGAUGCUUAUAACUCGGUCAGUUUCCAAUGGAUCUUCAAUUGUAGCACAUAUUUAGAUAGAUCUGGUCAUUAGCUACCAAAAGUUAUUCUACGCCGAUGUGCUAAGUUGUCUGUGGAAAAAGUUAUUCGAGGUACAAAGACUUAACAUUUUCUCAACUUUUCCAAAAAAUUCCUCAUUUUGCCACUUUGGAUGCUUAUAACUCGGUCAGUUUCCAAUGGAUCUUCAAUUGUAGCACAUAUUUGGAUAGAUCUGGUCAUUAGCUACCAAAAGUUAUUCUACGCCGAUGUGCUAAGUUGUCUGUGGAAAAAGUUAUUCGAGGUACAAAGACUUAACAUUUUCUCAACUUUUCCAAAAAAUUCCUCAUUUUGCCACUUUGGAUGCUUAUAACUCGGUCAGUUUCCAAUGGAUCUUCAAUUGUAGCACAUAUUUGGAUAGAUCUGGUCAUUAGCUACCAAAAGUUAUUCUACGCCGAUGUGCUAAGUUGUCUGUGGAAAAAGUUAUUCGAGGUACAAAGACUUAACAUUUUCUCAAUUUUUCCAAAAAAAUUCCUCAUUUUGCCACUUUGGAUGCUUAUAACUCGGUCAGUUUCCAAUGGAUCUUCAAUUGUAGCACAUAUUUGGUUAGAUCUGGUCAUUAGCUACCAAAAGUUAUUCUACGCCGAUGUGCUAAGUUGUCUGUGGAAAAAGUUAUUCGAGGUACAAAGACUUAACAUUUUCUCAACUUUUCCAAAAAAUUCCUCAUUUUGCCACUUUGGAUGCUUAUAACUCGGUCACUUUCCAAUGGAUCUUCAAUUGUAGCACAUGUUUGGAUAGAUCUGGUCAUUAGCUACCAAAAGUUAUUCUACGCCGAUGUGCUAAGUUGUCUGUGGAAAAAGUUAUUCGAGGUACAAAGACUUAACAUUUUCUCAACUUUUCCAAAAAAUUCCUCAUUUUGCCACUUUGGAUGCUUAUAACUCGGUCAGUUUCCAAUGGAUCUUCAAUUGUAGCACAUAUAUGGAUAGAUCUGGUCAUUAGCUACCAAAAGUUAUUCUACGCCGAUGUGCUAAGUUGUCUGUGGAAAAAGUUAUUCGAGGUACAAAGACUUAACAUUUUCUCAACUUUCCAAAAAAAAAUCCUCAUUUUGCCACUUUGGAUGCUUAUAACUCGGUCAGUUUCUAAUGGAUCUUCAAUUGUAGCACAUAUUUGGAAAGAUCUGCUCAUCAGCUACCAAAAGUUAUUCUACGCCGAUGUGCUAAGUUGUCUGUGGAAAAAGUUAUUCGAAAAAGUAGCUUCUAAUACUUUGAAUGGCUUAUACGAAUUGCCUACCUUCAGGCUGAUUUCUCGCGAUUCGCAUUUCAAUUUCUAUUUUUGACUAUAUCUCAGUCAUUUACCGACCGAUUUUGGAUUUUCUUUGUGAUUUGGAUAGAUCUCGAUAAAUGCAAGCUAAAAGUCUUCCACGACCAUGUGCUCCGAUGUCGGGCAAAAAAGUUAUUCGCGACCUAAACUUUUUCUUUCACCUGCCAUAACUCGGUCAAUUUUCAACAUUUUCUCGAUCUUUCUUCAGAAUUAGAUGCGUCUUGUGACGCGCUACAAAAAGUUGUUCCACGACCAUGCGCUCCGAUGCCGGGCAAAAAAGUUAUUCGCG